Messenger RNA from Hemicordylus capensis (graceful crag lizard), 3272 nucleotides. RefSeq names its product zinc finger protein 239-like. The transcript is spliced from 3 exons. Gene Ontology annotation, biological process: negative regulation of transcription by RNA polymerase II; regulation of cytokine production; regulation of immune system process. The record is from RefSeq and is a predicted model, not a curated record. The coding region runs from base 695 to 1786 and encodes 363 amino acids. Lineage: Eukaryota; Metazoa; Chordata; Lepidosauria; Squamata; Cordylidae.
CAAAAGCGAACGGCCUCUCCGGAGGAGAGAGAUUGAUUGAUUGGUGACAGGAGGAGGAGGAGGAGGCGGCGGCGCGGCUGCAUUAGCAGCAGAAGCGUGUCUGCGAACCAAGAGCCGGAGUUUCCUCGAUCUUCCUCCGCGGCUGCCUCCUUGAUCCGGAGUGACGGUCCAAGAGGACAGCGCAGCUGCUGCAGGCAACGUGGCGGGUGUUUCUCCGCAGAGGCGGAUCAGGCUCGUGGCUGGUGGCUGGCUAAAGAGGCAGGGCAGAUAUCCUCCAGGUUUACCUCGACGAAAAGCUAUCGGGGAGCCCCCCAUAUACCCCAUUUGGAUUUUUUAAUUGUGUGACAUUAAAACAGUCGAAACAGAAAAGGAGCGGCAGGAGCUCCACAGAUGCAGUCCAAAGAGAUCAUUUAUAAAAAGCUCCCCCUGCUCACAGCUGCAGACCAGGCCCCUGUGAAAAAGCAGGUGAGACUUUGGAGAGGAAGAGUGAGUAGGGACCCAGAAGAGAAAUUAUGGGUGAUGCCUGAUGGGGAAACACAGACUAGAAACUGGAGCACAAUUUAAGAAGAGUAAUUGAUAACCUGCUUGUCAGCAAAGAGUCCAAAAAAUAGUGGAGAACGUAAGAGAAAGGAGUCUGUGCCCUCAGCGUAGCAAAAGCUUCACUUCUGAACCAAGCUUUAAAUCUCAGUAGGAAAUGCAAGAAGACGAGAAAUUAUAUGCAUGUUUGAAAUGUGGAAAAUGCUUCACAACGAGUGAAAAACUCACUUUACACCGCGGAACCCACACGGGGGGGAAACCAUUUAAAUGCUUGGAGUGCGGAAAGAGCUUCAAUGCACGUGCAGAUCUUACUGUACACAGCAAAAUCCACACUGGGGAAAAACCACAUAAAUGCUUGGAGUGUGGGAAGAGCUUUAAUAGGAGUGGAAACCUUACUGUCCACCUUAGAACCCACACUGGAGAGAAACCAUAUAAAUGCUUGGAGUGCGGAAGGAGCUUCAGAGGGAGUGGACAGCUUACUGUACACCAAAGAACUCACACUGGAGAAAAACCAUAUAAAUGCUUGGAGUGCGGAAGGAGCUUCCGCGCACGUGGAGAUCUUACUGUACACCAUAGAAUCCACACUGGGGAGAAACCACAUAAAUGCUUGGAGUGUGGAAAGGGCUUCAAUAGGAGUGGGAGCCUUACUUUACACUACAGAACCCACACUGGGGAGAGGCCAUAUAAAUGUUUGGAGUGUGGAAAGAGCUUCAUCCAGAGUUCAGAACUUACUAUACACAAUAGAACCCACACUGGGGAGACACCACAUAAAUGCUUGGAGUGUGGAAAAAACUUCAGCCGGAGUUCCUUACUUACUUUACACCAAAGAACCCACACUGGGGAAAGACCACAUCAGUGUUGGGAUUGCGGAAAGAGCUUCACCCGGCGUGAAUACCUUACUGUACACCUUAUAACUCACACUGGGGAGAAACCGCAUACAUGCGUGGAGUGUGGAAAGAGCUUCAGGCUGAGUGAAACACUUGAUAAAUACCAUAGAACCAACUUGGGGGAGAAAGCACAUAAAUGCCUGGAGUGUGGAAAGUGCUACGCCUACGCAGGACAUCUUGUUAUACACCAGAGAACCCACACUGGAGAGGAACCACAUAAAUGUUUGGAGUGUGGAAAGAGCUUCGGCACGAGUGAAGCUCUGAAUAAACACCUUAGAACCCACACUGGGGAGAAACCACAUAAACCAUAUAAAUGCUUUGACUGCGAAAGGCGCUUCAGCCAGAGUGGAAACCUUGCAUAGAAACCACACUGGAAGAAGGAAGGAACACCUUACUGCACAUGCGCAAAUUCAAAAAGUGUAGACUGAACUCAUGAAACUGCAGACAAGAUGGAGAAUCUCCCUCAUUUUAAGAAAUAGAAACCCUUGUGAGAUUUCUUCUUCGGAUGUGCCUUCCUUCCCUCUGAGGAAGGCUCUUCACACGAUUAGUGUGAAGAGCUGUAAGGGGGUUUUCGGGGAGAGGGGGCUUAGCCCGCUCUCCCCACAGACGAUCAAAAGGCUGCCAACAUGACUGCCGGCUCCGUCACGGAGCCAGCGGGCGCUGCGUGGAUUGAGCUAUUUAAUUAUUUUUUAAAAACCAAAAAACACCAGGGGUGGAAAUUAUAUACCUGUAGCCAGUAGCUUUUUUGAGGCCAAAAUACUAGCAUAGCAACUUUAUGGAGCUAAACCUCAGCCAUAUUCAGAUUUCCCCCCUCGGAAUGAAUGCAUUCGUAACUUUUAAGAGGAAUAUUUCAAGUUGCUAAAGUCAUCACCAAUGUAAUUUUAAUACUGGAAGCUGGAAUUUUAAAGGAGGAAACCAAAAUUUGGCUUUCAGUAUUUAAGUUUUGGUUAAAACCUAACCACCUCCCAAGUGGUUUGACCCCUUUGAUCAUAUCUCUUCUUAUAGUAAGACUUCAUACAGUAAUUUUUUUUUUUGCUAUUCACUAUAUUAAGAGAGAUGGAGCUGGGGUCACAGGUUUGCAGCUCCUGCUCUGUCGGUUCAUUUUUGAGGGUGAUGAAAUGUCCUGGUUUGGUUUUGCAGGGAAAGGGAGGUUUGCUUGUUUUGGCCAUGGUUUGAAAAAGAGAGGAAAUCUGAGUCAUGCUGAUGGGGUAUUUUCCAAAAUAUAGGACGGACAUUAUGUAUAUAUAGGAGGCUGCUUUUAGCAGAGGAGAAUUCAGUUGACGAGACCUGUUGAAUAGCUGGAGGAGAGUUUUUGUUCAGUAGAAGAACCAGUAAGAGCACAAAUUAUUGGGAAAGGAGUUCAGGCAGAAGAACUGAAGGCUUGCUGGCACAGCCUGAGAGAGGAUCAGAACUGCGGCAAAAGAGAGCAAAGAAAUCACUGGCAGAGAGCAGUGACUCUCCGGAGAGCUGAAAACACUCAACAGUGUGGGGGAAAGACCCCGUCUGGGCUGAACCUCAGAACUGUGAAGAAGAACGGGAGCUGAGGCUGAACAAAGAGAAAACCAGGGUUGCUGAAAAGCAGAAGUGAUGGCAAGGGACUCUGCAUUAGUGCAAAGUGAGAGUCAGGCCAGUUGGAUGUGUUUUGAUCACAUCCUAUUUGUUUCUUAUGCUCUUUUGGUUGUUGGUCUUUCUUUCUUUCUUUCUUUCUUUCUUUCUUUCUUUCUUUCUUUCUUUCUUUCUUUCUUUCUUUCUUUCUUUCUUUCUACUAAAGUUUAAAAGCAACUAUUGAUUUAAAGUGAAUUAAUCGCAAAGUAAAAUUACUUGUUUGUCUUCAAAGACAAAUUGUAA